Callorhinus ursinus (northern fur seal) is the source of this 3617-nucleotide messenger RNA. RefSeq names its product transmembrane protein 63A (gene TMEM63A). Gene Ontology annotation, molecular function: nucleic acid binding; calcium-activated cation channel activity. NCBI's taxonomy places the organism in Eukaryota, Metazoa, Chordata, Mammalia, Carnivora, Otariidae. Gene Ontology annotation, cellular component: plasma membrane. The record is from RefSeq and is a predicted model, not a curated record.
GCGGGGGCCGCGGGGCGCCGGUCGCCGCCGCAAAUUGGGCCGGCGGCGCGCGUGCGGCUCUGCGCAUGUGCGGGAGGCGCCGGAGUUUCCCUUUGCAACUUUUCAGGGCCUGGGGACACCGCCCCGCCCGGCCAGGUGGAGCCCGCCGCGCCCGCGCCGCAGGAAAGCCUCUGAAGGCUGGUGCUCCCUGGUCCUGGGGUCAGGAAGGCCCCGCAGGAAAGGAGGAGCAGGCCCAAGGCAUCUUGGAAGGUGGCUGGGGCCACCUCUGUCUGUGCCAGAGCGGGAGGGGGAGCCAGCUCCAAGUGAGGACAUCUCUGAGGGACGUGCCCACAGUCCUUCCUGCUGGGAGGACAGGCGCGAUGAGCGGCCCCCGCCCCCUGGAGCUGUGGCAGUCCAAGGCGGUGUCCGUGCGCGAGCGGCUGGGCAUCGGGGACCAGCCCAACGACUCCUACUGCUACAACUCGGCCAGAAACAGCACUGUGCUGCAGGGGGUCACCUUCGGCGGCGUCCCCACCGUCCUGCUCAUAGACGUCACCUGCUUCCUGUGUUUAAUUUUGGUGUUUUCCAUCAUAAGAAGGAGAUUCUGGGAUUAUGGCCGCAUUGCCCUGGUGUCAGAAGUAGACAGUGAGUCCAGAUUCCAGAGAUUGUCGUCAUCUUCCUCUUUCGGGCAACAAGAUUUUGAAAGCGAGCUGGGAUGCUGCCCCUGGCUGACCGCCAUCUUCCGCCUACACGAUGAACAGAUCCUGGAGUGGUGUGGGGAGGACGCCAUCCACUACCUGUCCUUCCAGAGACACAUCAUCUUCCUGCUGGUGGUGGUCAGCUGCUUGUCCCUGUGUGUCAUCCUGCCUGUCAACCUCUCGGGUGACUUGCUGGACAAAGACCCUUACAGCUUUGGGAGGACAACAAUAGCAAACCUGCAGACGGACAAUGACCUUCUCUGGCUGCAUACCAUAUUUGGGGUCCUCUACCUCAUCCUCACCGUGGGCUUCAUGCAGCAUCACAUGCAGUCCAUCCGGUGCAAGGAGGAGAGCCUGGUGAGGCGGACCCUGUUCAUCACGGGCCUCCCCAGAGACACCAAGAAGGAGAGUGUGGAGAGCCACUUCCGGGACGCGUAUCCCACGUGUGAGGUGUUGGAUGUCCAGCUGUGCUACAACGUGGCCAGGCUGUUACACCUGUGCAAGGAGAGGAAUAAGGCGGAAAAGAGCCUGAGCUAUUACACGAACCUGCGGGCGAAGACGGGCCAGUGGACCCUCAUCAACCCCAAGCCCUGCGGCCAGUUCUGCUUCUGCGAAGUGCCGGGGUGUGAAUGGGAGGAUGCCAUCGCUUACUACACGCGCCUGAAGGACCGGCUGACCAAGAGGAUCGCCGAGGAGCAGUGCCGGGUCCAGGAGCGGCCGCUGGGAAUGGCCUUCGUCACCUUCCAGGAGAAAUCCAUGGCCACCUACAUCCUGAAAGACUUCAAUGCCUGCAAGUGUCAGAGCCUGCAGUGCAAAGGUGAGCCCCAGCCGUCCUCCUGCAGCAGGGAGCUCCGCACCUCCAAAUGGACAGUGGCCUUUGCCACUUACCCCGAGGACAUCUGCUGGAAGAACCUCUCCAUCCAGGGCUUCCGCUGGUGGUUCCAGUGGCUGGGCAUCAACUUCACUCUCUUCGUGGGGCUGUUUUUCCUGACCACGCCCUCCAUCAUCCUGUCCACCAUAGACAAGUUCAAUGUCACCAAACCCAUCCAUGAGCUGAACGACCCCGUCAUCAGCCAGUUCUUCCCGACCCUCCUGCUGUGGUCCUUCUCGGCCCUGCUGCCUACCAUUGUGUACUACUCCACGCUGCUGGAGUCUCACUGGACCAAGUCGGGAGAAAACCGGAUCAUGAUGUCAAAAAUCUACAUAUUCUUGAUCUUCAUGGUGCUGAUCCUGCCCUCCCUCGGCCUCACCAGUCUGGAUUUUUUCUUCCGGUGGCUCUUUGACAAAACUUCCUCAGAAGCUUACAUCAGACUGGAGUGCGUCUUCCUGCCCGACCAGGGCGCCUUCUUUGUGAACUACGUCAUCGCCUCGGCCUUCAUCGGCAAUGGGAUGGAGCUGGUCCGGCUGCCGGGCCUGGUGCUCUACACCUUCCGCAUGUUCAUGGCCAAGACUGCGGCCGACCGCAGGAACGUCAAGCAGAACCAGGCAUUCCAGUAUGAGUUCGGGGCCAUGUAUGCGUGGAUGCUGUGUGUCUUCACCGUCGUUGUGGCCUACAGCAUCACCUGCCCCAUCAUCGCGCCCUUUGGCCUCAUCUACAUCCUGCUCAAGCACAUGGUGGACCGGCACAACCUCUACUUUGCCUACCUCCCAGCCAAGCUGGAGAAGAGGAUCCACUUGGCGGCUGUGAACCAGGCCUUGGCUGCUCCCAUCCUGUGCCUCUUCUGGCUCUGUUUCUUCUCCUUCCUGCGCCUGGGUCUGAAGGCCCCCCUCACCCUGUUCACCCUCCUGGUCGUGCUGCUCACCAUCCUGGUCUGUGUGGCCUACACCUGCUUUGGAUGCUUCAGGCACCUCAGCCCACUGAACUACAAGAUGGAGGACUCGGGGAGCGACAGAGGAAGUGAGGCAGACGCCCCCCGGCCGGCACCCUUCACGCCCUACAUGCCCCGGAUUCUGCAGGGCUUGUCCUCGGAGAGAACUGCCCUGUCCCCACAGCGGCGGCAGACCUACGGCACCAUCCACAGCAUCAGCGGGACUGUCCCGGGGCAGUACCCGGGGGCCAGGGACAGUGGAGCCCCUGCCUACCAGGAGGCCUGAGGGCAGCCGGGCCAGGCCUGGAGCCGGGAGAGGAGAGCCAGGCGGGAAAGCGGACUGACUCGGGCCCCAACUGUUUUAAGCACGGCUGCUCUCAAGAGAUGGAACUGGAAAGGUGCGCCUGCCCUUGGCCGAGGAGGGCAGGCCAGGACGACCAUCGGGUGGCAAGCGCUGGCCUUUCUGGCCGAGCAGCUCUGUGCUCCUGCUGGCUUGCGGGGGGCCCAGCAUUUCCAGGUCCCCCUCCUGCACAAACGUCCAACUGUGUAGCUGGGACGCCGUCCCGGGGAGUUGGUAUCAUCAUGUGUUGGAGUUGUGCACCCACAGCCCCGUUCACUGUGGUGAUGGUGUCAGGUACAGGGCAGGGGAGAGUGCAGGAGCCCCCCGGAGCCCCCAGCUUGAGGCACACACUCAACCAGCGCAUAACCAAAGAGCCUGCGGCCAUCCAGGCUGGAUGGGGUCCAGAUGAGGAUGGCGGUUCAUGCCGGCUCCCCUCUCCGAACCCAGCCCAACCCCCUCCGGUCCCAGGAGUCCGCUGUGGGAGCAGGAAGGCCGUGGGCCAGUCUGGGUUGGGUGGGCUGCGACUGCAGCAGGAAGGGCAGGUGGCCCCUUCCUUUUCCUCCCUGCGGGGGUGGGGACGACAGCCUCCCACGGCCUCCAGGGGCACGGGGGCGGUGUGCGUGGGGGCCCACCCCGCAGGGGCCGUGUCCCAGGACACGGGGAGGGGAUGGAACGUCCUGGAGCCAGCAGGGUCCCCUCCCCAGCCCAGACCGCCGACCGGCCAGCUGUACUGGGGGGCCCCAUGUCACCUGGUUCCAGCCACUCUCAGGAAUAAAAUCGUUUAUUAUCUCU